Lytechinus variegatus (green sea urchin) is the source of this 1768-nucleotide messenger RNA. RefSeq names its product hyphally regulated cell wall protein 1-like. The record is from RefSeq and is a predicted model, not a curated record. Lineage: Eukaryota; Metazoa; Echinodermata; Echinoidea; Temnopleuroida; Toxopneustidae. The transcript has 7 exons. Bases 173 to 1504 code for a protein of 443 amino acids.
UAUCGUACUUCUUCCUCUUUCCUAUGCAUAAAGAGGUACGUUUUAGUCUUCGAAUGUGCUUGCCAGCUAUAAGAAUUUAUUGACAAACCUCCAUUCUGAUAAAAUCGGAUAGUUCACAACUAACCGAGAAGAUACAAUAACGUGGUGAAGAUAAUAUAAAAAUGUUACAAGAAUGAGUGAUGGUCAUUCCGACGACAUAAUGAUGUCCUCAGACGGGGAAAAUUACCCCGGCCAUCGUCGACGUUAUCGUAAGCUGAUUGGAAAAGAUUACCAUGGAGCAGGGGCAUCUCGUCGUAAUAUGGUAAUUCUGAUAGUCUUCAUCACCUUCAUCGGAGAGGUUCGUUGCGAUUGCCCCGACCUCGGUCUCGACGACGUUCUCGUUCCUUCCGGUCAAAACUGUGAACUGUCCGCGGAUUUGCACGCAUCGGCUUUGACUGUCGAUGGCGUACUCAUCGUCCAUUUCAAUGCCAAGAUUUUUGUCGAUGAGCUGACCGUAAGUAACAGUGGACAUAUAUCAGCCAACGGUCAAGGCUUCGGGCCGGGAUCUGGACCGGGUCAAGGGACCUCUACGGGAUCCGGUGGAAGCCAUGGAGGUAGAGGAGGGAGGUCGAGUUCCUCCUUCCUUCAGCAGAUUGAUGCUAGUUGCUAUGACGAUGCCACAUCACCAAGUCAGAUGGGAAGUCCUGGAGGUGGCUCAGAGGGUGGGGCUGGAGGAGGGGUCAUCAAUAUUGUAGUAGAAGGAAAUGCAGAGAUAAAUGGACUAGUGUCUGCAAAUGGUGGCCCAGCUUCAGGAAACAGUGGUGGUGGUGGCAGUGGUGGCAGUAUUUAUAUCAAUACAACCUAUCUGGUAGGAAGUGGGCGCAUAGAGGCAAAUGGUGGGCGUGCUGUGGGGUUGACAGGAGGUGGUGGAGGAGGGGGGCGUGUUGCCAUCAGAGGAGAUACCAGUGGAUACCAUGGGGAGAUAUUUGCUCUUGGAGGCCAACCAGAGCAAAAAACCAAUGGCAUCAUGGAAUCAAAACGAAUCACAUCACUUGAUCCUAAUCGGCGCACUGUCAAUAUCGCAAAGCAGUUCUACUUGACAGCAAUUAGAACGAGUGGGACUGAGGCAGAGUAUGUUGGACAGUAUUCCAUUGCAAUUAGUCUUGAUGGGGAAUCGCCAUCUCCUUACAAGCGGCUAAGGUCUGACAGUAGUGCACAUGUUUUUGAAAGCAACUCUCCAAGCGUCAAUGAUACAAUAAACUACCUUAACAUCCCUGUUCUGGCCAAAGCAGUGACCUUUGACCUAUUUGCCAGGACUAACCCAUUCAUCAUAGAUGUACAACUAAUUGGGUACUACCCAUACCCUGAAACAGAAACUGACAUUGAUUGUGGUCAACAUUCUCAAGGGGCUGAGGCUGGAGGACCAGGAACUAUCUAUAAGGAUGAACAGAUCGUAAUCAAUAAUUUGAGGCAGUCACCCGUGGUAUGUUUCACUUUUGAUACUUCUGUAUGCUUUGCAAAGUGAUCAAUUUGGUUAAAAUCUAAUUUAAAGCAAAAGUCAUUUGUGUUGAAAACUCAAAAUAAUUCAAGGAAAAAUUUAAGUCCUUUGGUAUGGUUUUCCAUGAAUAUCAGAUGGUCAGUUUUCAGACAAUAACAAUUGAGAAAUUUAAGAGGAUACAUAACAGUUUUUAAAGAGGACACAAAACAUUAGAUAAUCAUUUUGAGUGAUUUUAUUGUGAGAAUUAUUUGUAUAUGUAUGCUGCAUUGUCUGUCUCUUUUCUCUCUCUAU